GUCCCAGCUCGGCCCCGCCUCUUGGCACUCACAGACCGGAGCAGAGCGGCUCUUCAUCAGCAGCAGCAGCUGACGGCCCCGCAGCCCCGGACAGACAGACAGACAGACAGCAGCAUGUUGGCCUGCAGAGCCUGGCAGAGGUGCGGGCCCCUGGCCCGGAGAGCGGCCCCGCGGCUGCCCCGCGACGGUAUGCAGCGCCGGUCCAUGUCGUCUGUCCCCGGCGGGUCUGGGGAGAACAUCGUGUACGCCCUGCUGUGUGGCGGCGCCCUGGUCGGUUCUGUGUCUUACGCGUACUCCACCGUGUCCACGGACCACGCCCGCUUCAACAGUCGCAUUGAUGAGCUCAAGGCCAGACCCAAGACCGAGUGGGUGCCCAAACCCUGGCCCCCGAAAAGCAGAGAUGAAGAGGAUGGUGACGAUGAGGAGGAGGCUGGUGGAGAGGCGGAGAUUGUAGAGGAGGAAGCUGCUGGUGAGGAGGAAGCUGCUGGUGAGGAGGAAGCUGCUGGUGGCGAGGCGGAGACUGUAGUGGAGGAAGCGGCCGAGGAAGCAGCCGAGGUGGUGGCCGAAGUGGCCGAGGUGGUGGCCGAGGCGGCAGAGGUGGUGGCCGAGGCGGCAGAGGUGGUGGCCGAAGCAGCGGAGGAGGUGGCCGAGGUGGCGGAGGAGGUGAAGGCGGUUGCGGAGGAGGUGGCAGAAGCAGCCGAAGCUGUGGAAGAAGCCGCCGAGGCUGCGGCAGAGCCGGAGGUCGCUGCAGAGGAGUCCCCAAGCAAUGUACUGCUGGCAGCUGCCUCUAUAUUAGAGGUACAGAAGAUGGCUGAAGUAAAGGAGAAGUUGGCACCCAUUGUUGAAGACCUCAAAGAAGAACCUCCAUCACAACCAGAGUCGAUGCCUGUUGAAGACAUCCCACCAGUUACACUAGCAGAAGACGUUUCUGCACCUGCAGACAUUACACUAGAGUCUGUCCCAGUUACUGAGGAGAUUGUUACACCAGUGGAAGUUGAGGCCCCUGCAGUAGAGGCUGCACCAGUUGAAGAAACCCCUGCUCCAGUAGAGGCUGCACCAGUUGAAGAAACCCCUGCUCCAGUAGAGGCUGCACCAGUUGCCGAGGAGGCCCCUGCACCAGUUGUUGAGGAGGCCCCUGCACCAGUUGAGCUUGCACCAGUUGUUGAGGAGGCCCCUGCACCAGUGGAGGUUGCACCAGUUGCUGAGGAAGUCCCUGCACCAGUUGCUGACGAAGUCCCUGCACCAGUUGCUGAGGAAGUCCCUGCACCAGUUGCUGAGGAAGUCCCUGCACCAGUUGCUGAGGAGGCCCCUGCACCAGUUGUUGAGGAGACCUCUACAACUAUAGAGGUUGUGCCAGUUGCUGAAGAGGCUACAGUACCAGUAGAGAUUGCACCAGUUGCCGAGGAGGUCCCUGCACCAGUGGAGGUUGCACCAGUUGCUGAAGAGGCCCCUGCACCAGUGGAGGAUGCACCAGUUGUUGAAGAGGUUGCUGCACCAGUAGAGGUUGCACCAGUUGCUGAGGAAGUCCCUGCACCAGUUGCUGAGGAAGUCCCUGCACCAGUUGCUGAGGAAGUCCCUGCACCAGUUGCUGAGGAGACCCCUGCAUCAGUUGUUGAGGAGACCCCUGCAACUGUAGAGGUUGUACCAGUUGCUGAAGAGGCCCCUGCACCAGUAGAGGAUGCACCAGUUGUUGAAGAGGUCGCUGCACCAGUAGAAGUUGUACAAAUGGCUGAGGAGGUCCCUGCACCAGUUGUUGAGGAGGCCCCUGCACCAGUUGCCGAGGAGACCCCUGUACCUUUAGAGGUUGUACCAGUUGCCGAGGAGGCCCCUGCACCUGUAGAGGUUGUACCAGUUGCCGAGGAGGCCCCUGCACCAGUUGUUGAGGAGACCCCUGCACCUGUAGAAGUUGUACCAGUUGCCGAGGAGGCCCCUGCACCAGUUGUUGAGGAGGCCCCUGCAUCAGUGGAGGUUGCACCAGUUGUUGAGGAGGUCCCUGCACCAGUUGUUGAGGAGACCCCUGCACCUGUAGAGGUUGUACCAGUUGCAGAGGAGGCCCCUGCACCAGUUGUUGAGGAGACCCCUGCUCUAGUAGAGGUUGCAUCAGUUGCUGAGGAGACCCCUGCCCCAGUAGAUGUGGGGGAAACCUCAGCACAAGUCUCUGAAAUCUCUGCACCAGCAGAGGAUGAGGCCAUUGCAGCUUUAGCUGAAGAACCAGUUACCACAACAGUUGUGGAAGAAGUUGUAGCCACCCUUGCUGCAGACAAUCCUUUGACGGAAGCAGCUACACUCACUAGGGAGAUCCGGGUAGAUGAUGCCAACAGGGAGUAUAUUGUUGUUGUUCUGGAAGGAGCGCCUAAAGAAGAAAAGAGGCCCAAAGUACUUGGAGUGGGCCCGUUGACUGGAAGAAUUAUCCCAGCUCCAGAAGAUGAUGGUGCCCCAGCUUCUGAGGGUAGGCGACGUGUGCUUAGGAUGCAAAUGCAGUAGUUUCAACAAAGUAAACAUCUACUGAAUGAUGGAUUUGAUCUCUUCUGGAAGAAGAGGAUGUGCCUUUCUCCACUUUCCUUCCUUCUUUUAACCUGGUGUAAAAGGGGAGUCAUAAGUAGUUAGUCUACAUCUAUGAUACAGGGUUAGAUACCUGCUUUACUGAACCAUCACCAACAUAGUAUUUCAUACAAUCUGUUACUGAUGCUUCACACCGAUGAGGUGUUAGAUGAGCCUUGUAGUAUUAAAACCUUUUCCUGUAAUCUCUGUGAACUAUUUUCCGUUUACAGCUGUCGGCAAAACUGAGCCAUUUAGUCAACUCCUCCUUACUGGGAGUUUGCUGCCUCCUCAAUCACUCCAGUGGAAUAUAUUGACACAUCCCUAACCACACCAAAUCACUGCCCUGCCACCUCAGUGUUGUCUCUUAGAGAUUCCGUGUCACCAGCAGUCUGUUACAGUACCCAACCGAAGCACUCGCUGUACUUUAUUUCUUUAGAAGAGCGUGCCGGCUCAAGAGCCCGUGUAGCUACCUCAGAUUUCCUCAUGUUGUCAGGAUUCACACGUGACCUCUUUGGGAUGCUCCUAGUGUUUCCUUUCUUGGCCUACAACACAGCUUCCAAGUAACUAGCCUCAAUACACACAUUGGAACAUUCUCCCAGUUACGACAAUCAAAAAAAUCAGUAAUUAACUCUUAACUUUUCUUUUUGACGUGUAAGUUAUGGCAGAAACUUGGAAUGAAAUGUCCUGCUCUUAUUGAGUCUUAUUGAGUGACAGUCUUACAUAUUUUUGCCUAUCAAAGCGCCUCCUGUUUCCUUAUAUGCCAUUCUAUUUGUGUUUUUUCCUCUUGGAUGGCUUUGUUCCUCCUUAUUUGUGUUGAAACAUUCAGGAAAAGAUUGUGAAUGUAUGAAAUAUUAGCGCUUUCUCCCCAGUAUCAAACGUACCCUUUUUGUUUUGCACACACUCCAUUAAGAUUAUGUCAAAUCAAGUCCUUUUGUUGGAUUCUUCUUUUUUUUUGUUAAGUUAGUUUGUCUGUACUGUGUGCAUUUCAGCGUAUCUCUAUGUAUCUGAAAAAGUAAUCGAAUAGGACAAUAUAUAAGCUCCGUCUUGUUCUUUCACCUUCAAUCUUUCCUGUUUCACUCCACAGUCAGACUUGCAAGGAUGUGUAUUUAAAAGGCAUGCAGCAUGUAAACAAGCGUUACUGAUGUUAUGAUGGCGCAAUAUGUUUGUGAAUUUGAAGUGUUGAUGUAUGUCAGAAGGAAAGUGUCCCGUGUGAAAUGCUUUGACAGCUCUGUUCUGGUUCUAGCUUCCUUUUCCGGCUUUACCGUUGAAUUUCUCCAUUGCCUAGGUGACAGAUAUAAUGAACAGACCUGUGGUCACUGAGGGAAUCAUAACUGGAAUGUUGGCAUGCGUUUAAAAACUGGGAAAUGACAUUAUGUACCUUGUGCUUGAACAAUCAUUUCUGUCUUAGGACUUGAGCCAAGGAUUGAUACUGUGACACAUUGAGCCUGUUUUGCAAAAUAAAGGGGGAUUAAAAAACA
Molecule: messenger RNA, 4019 nt
Organism: Cololabis saira (Pacific saury)
Lineage: Eukaryota; Metazoa; Chordata; Actinopteri; Beloniformes; Belonidae
Gene: mgarpa
Product: mitochondria localized glutamic acid rich protein a
Exons: 8
Coding region: 115-2484 (789 amino acids)
Biological process (GO): anterograde axonal transport
Cellular component (GO): mitochondrion
Source: RefSeq, a predicted model, not a curated record